CAAUGGUCCGUGUUUAGUCACUAUUGCGGUGUUUAUGGCUAUUCGCCAAAGGAGACUUGAAUAUGUCAACAAUGCCAUUAUAGCUGAAGUUGAUGCCCGAGCAUACCUUCAUUGACCAUGGACUAAGCUUUGUUUCCUAAGCAAGUAUAGUCUUUGGGUAGCCAAUUAUAAACACCACAAGGAGCAGGUCAAUAAGCAGGCCUUAUGCUCUCAAACCUACAUCCUAGAGCGCACCAAUUAAGGUACAACCUUUUUUCAUUCAAAUGGGCUGCUACUUGUCAAUGGGAUGCUUGUUUCUGGUGAUGUGUGUAGUACACUCGAUGUUUCAGAGUUCUUCAGGCUGCUUUGUGGAUGAGAGGGUGGCCCUCAUGGAUAUUAUCUCUUGGUUCGUGAGCGCAAAGUCCGAGCUUCCUAGUUCGUGGGGGCGUGGUGAUGACUGCUGCUCGUGGGAAGGAAUCAAGUGCGACAAUAGCACACGGCGUAUCUUGCAUCUCGACCUUGAUUAUAUGUACCAGCCAGUCCGUACCUAUGGAAGUGAUGGUUCCGUAUCAAUCGAAGUUAUGGAUGUUCCAUGCUGCAGGAACCUGAACUUGACGGUCUUUUCUUCGUUUCGGGAGCUUGAGCUACUGGAUUUCUCUGGAAAUUGCGCUUGUUUACAAAAUAUCAAUGGUCUUCAAGGAUUGAGUAAACUCAAGUAUCUCAACCUCAAUGAUAACUGGAGUUGGAGAAUCCCAGGAUCUGUCAGCAAUUUCAAUGGAUAUAACACGAGUGGGGCUCUUCAGGACGCAGAUUUCAGUAAUCUCCGAAACCUGCAAGAAUUGCAUUUGAGAUCCAAUCAGUUGAGUGGUAGUCUCCCAGCGUCCAUAUUUGCACUUCCAUGCCUUGAAUAUGUGGAUCUUUCAGAGAACCUUUUUCAUGGGAAAAUACCUAUAAAUUCAUCUUGGAAAUGUUCCUCGUUACUUCAAACUAUCAGGUUAUCUGAAAACAAGCUAAGUGGUAAAUUUGAUUUCUUCUGGCUGAGUAAGUGCAGGAAGCUCGAAUGGAUAGAUCUGUCCAGGAACAGUGAUUUGGUUGUUCAAGUGAAACGGCAUGGUUGGGUACCUAAAUUUCAAUUGAAAAAACUAGUGCUCUCUUGGUGUAACGUUGAUAAGAGCAUCAUUACAGAGCCAGAUUUCCUACGCACACAGAGUCAUCUACAGUUUCUUGAUUUGUCCAACAAUAAUCUGCCAGGAAGCAUACCCAGUUGGCUGUUCGGUAAUGAAGCGACACUAGUUUACCUGGAUCUUGCAAAUAACAAACUAGUUGGGUCAUUAGAUCUGAAAUGGCAACACCAUUCUAACCUUCAAAAGCUGAACCUAUCUCGUAACUUAGUUCAAGGACAGCUGCCAGCCAACAUCAAUUUGAUGUUUCCUGAUCUGAUGAUUCUUGAUGUUUCCCACAAUAUUAUAUCUGGAACAAUACCACCAUCGAUGUGUAACAUUGCCAGCCUAGAAUUUAUGGACCUAUCAAAUAACAAAUUUGCUGGAGAAGUACCAUCUUGCUUGUUCACUGAUUGUGCACAACUAUAUACAUUGAAGCUCUCAAACAAUAGUCUUAAUGGUAAGAUUCUUGACGGGGCCAGUAGCUUGUCUGGUAACCUGGGCGAAAUAUUCCUAGACAGCAACAAAUUUGAAGGGACUCUCCCUAGAAAUCUGUCUGGUAAUAAUAUCCAAAUCAUGGAUUUACAUGAUAACAAGAUGUCCGGAGAACUCGACACUUCAUUAUGGAUUCUUCCUUCAUUGCAAGCAUUGAGCCUUGCUAGUAAUGGUUUAACUGGUGGCAUUCAUCCAGGAAUUUGCACAUUGACAAGUCUUCGGAUGUUAGAUCUGUCAGACAACUACUUUAGAGGGCGUAUUCCAAACUGCAGCAGUACAUCAGCUCUCGUGUUUCUGAGUGUAUCUUGGAAUUCCUUGUCGGGCCUCCCGGGUACCAUUUUCAACAGUUCCUACAUUGCAGUUUUGGAUCUCAGCCAUAACCAAUUCACAGGCAACCUUGAGUGGACACAAAAUCUUUCUGAAAUCAGUGUACUUUUAUUAAGUAGGAAUAAGUUUGAGGGGCAGAUCUCUUCAAAUCUGUGUCAUCUCCAACGCUUGAGUAUAGUUGACAUCUCACACAACAUACUUUCAGGCUCCAUACCACCUUGUAUCGGUGGCAUUCCAUUUGAAGACCUUGAUGCGUACGGUUGGCCCACAGCCGGUACUAGGUCCGGAGAGAAUGACUUCUCAUAUAAGAGGCAAUAUGACCUCAAAGGCUUCACCUUCACAACUAAAGGGAAUCCAUACACAUACGGAAGCAACUUCUUCAUGUCGAUGUCUGGCAUCGACUUCUCUGGAAACAUGCUAUCAGGUGAAAUUCCACAGGAGAUAGGAAAUUUGGGCUAUGUCAAGUCUCUCAAUUUGUCGCACAACUUCUUUACUGGAACGAUUCCUGCAACCUUCGCAAACAUGAGCAAGAUCGAAAGCUUAGACCUAUCAGAAAACAGGCUGAAUGGAUCAAUACCAUGGCAGUUAACGCGGCUAUCAUCGUUAGAGGUGUUCUCUGUGGCAUACAACAACCUAUCGGGAUGUCUACCAGACUCUGGUCAGUUUGGCUCAUUUGAUAUGGACAGUUACAAAGGGAACGACAACCUUAGAUCAUGCACUUCCAGCCAAGGUCCCGUGGUACAGAAUGGUACGGUAGGAAAUGCGGCUGAUGAUUCUGACCCAAUCCUGUACGUCGUCAGUGCCGUUUCAUUCGUCUUGGCAUUUUGGGCCACUGUCACAUUCAUGUUCUGCCAUUCGUUUGGACAGCGUGUUAUUCUCAACCUGUAAUAGGUACUGGUGUGUAAACUGUGCGUGUAUUUGUAAAACUGUGCUAUAUUCUGUUGCUUUGGAGAAACUGCAACUCCAAAGGAGUAUUCCGGUUUCUGUUCUGCUGUAAGAAGGUGAGUAAGUCUCACUGGAAGUCAUUGAAAAUAAACUUGAGAAGAGGUUGGUGUCC
Molecule: messenger RNA, 3018 nt
Organism: Lolium perenne
Lineage: Eukaryota; Viridiplantae; Streptophyta; Magnoliopsida; Poales; Poaceae
Molecular function (GO): protein binding
Source: RefSeq, a predicted model, not a curated record